AUGUUACUUCUCUCGCUUCUCGUAUGGGCCCUAGCGGUGUCUGCUAAGUACGUCAAGCCCACCCCUCCAACAGAAGACGACUUCUAUGUCACCCCAGAAAAUAUCACAUCGUAUAAAAAUGGCGAAAUCAUUGCCUCAAGACCUGCUCCUGCCAUGAUCCGGUCAAUCUACUUUCCCGCGGACGUCAAGAACGCAUGGCAGCUCAAAGUGCGCUCAGAGGACUCUCACGGCAACGCUCAAGCUGUUGUCACCACCAUUUUGGAACCCUACGAUGCCAACCCCAAAGAAGUCCUAGCAUAUCAGCCCGCUCAGGACUCGGCCACCAACGAUUGCAGCCCUUCGUACUCCAUCUUGUUCAAUGCCCCUAUGGACACCAUAGUGCUUCAGCUCGAGAUGAUUCUCAUCCAGCUAGGUCUUGCCAAAGGGUGGUAUGUGGUAGUUCCCGACUACGAAGGGUUCCAGGGCGCCUUCACUGCUGGCAGGCAAUCUGGACAAGCUACACUUGACUCGAUCAGAGCAGCGUUGCACUCAGAAGAUAUCUCUGGAAUCAGCCCGGAUGCAAAAGUGGCCAUGACAGGUUAUUCUGGUGGAACAAUUGCCUCUGGCUGGGCAGCAGCGCUUCAACCGCAAUACGCUCCAGAGCUUAAGAAGCACUUGCUUGGAGCCGCUUUGGGCGGCUGGGUGACCAACAUCACGCUUACGGCCGAGGCAACGGACGGAACGCUUUUUGGUGGACUUAUUCCCAACGCAGUCAAUGGCUUGCUUCAUGAAUACCCUAAUCUCAGUGACCUUAUCGAGACUGAGCUUGCAAAGAACAAACAGCUGGACUUCCUCUCGGCCGGAAAAAAGUGUCUUGUGACGUCGAUCUUCGACUACAUGUUUGUGAAAUUUUUCAGCGGCAAGGACCCUUGGGCUACAAAGGGGUGGGGGUUCUUUGAUGUUCCAGUUGUGCAAGAAGUAGUCAAAAACAACACUGCAGCUCUCGAAGAAGACGGUCCCAUACCCGAAAUUCCUCUUUUCGUGUAUCACGGGACCGAGGAUGAGAUUGUGCCUUUCUCAGGUGCUCAGCGUGGCUACAAGAACUACUGUGACUGGGGUAUUGAGAGUUUUGAGUUUGCAGUAUCCAACACCACAGGCCACAUUCUUGAGUGGGUGGAAGGAUGCGCUGCAGCUUUCACCUGGAUGGAAAAAUUGUUCAAUGGCACAAAACCGGUGGAUGGUUGCAAAAAAACCAUACGCAGCAGCAAUAUUCUCUACCCUGGAGCAGAUAUCGAGUAUCGCCAGCUUGUGAGGACGUUUUUCAGCUCGAUUGGCGGAGGUCAAGUUGGCGAAAGUACUAGAAACAUCACUGAGUCUACUAUGGUCAGCCAGAUGAUGACCAAGGUGUUCAGUGGGCUUAUCAACAAGAUUGGGCCUUUUCCUGUCAAGAGAGACGGGUCAAUUGACAGGAGUGUGUUCACAGGUAUGAAUGACGUGAUUGACUUGUGGCAGCGGGAAAACACGGGGCCAGACUGGUUGAAAGGCGCUAUACGGAAAGUAUAA
This is a messenger RNA of Candidozyma auris, 1542 nucleotides long. RefSeq lists its product as uncharacterized. The record is from RefSeq and is a predicted model, not a curated record. Lineage: Eukaryota; Fungi; Ascomycota; Pichiomycetes; Serinales; Metschnikowiaceae. Gene Ontology annotation, biological process: lipid catabolic process. Bases 1 to 1542 code for a protein of 513 amino acids. The transcript has a single exon. Gene Ontology annotation, molecular function: triacylglycerol lipase activity.